This is a messenger RNA of Aspergillus ruber CBS 135680, 1853 nucleotides long. RefSeq names its product ELL-associated factor. NCBI's taxonomy places the organism in Eukaryota, Fungi, Ascomycota, Eurotiomycetes, Eurotiales, Aspergillaceae. Bases 303 to 1613 code for a protein of 436 amino acids. The record is from RefSeq and is a predicted model, not a curated record. The transcript has a single exon.
CUCACCAACGUCCGGAGACAAGGCUGCUGAGGACAGACCUUGGCCGAUGCUAUGUUAGAGUAGCUUUGCGCCCUUGUUUGUGGUCUUUUGUUAUGUGUAUUCUUUCAUCUUGUGGUCAGUUUCGUUCCUCCGGUCUCCGUCUUCUCCUCGUGUGACGUCUCUCCUUGCAUGCUACCGACUAGUCUGUCGGCCCUCCUAGUCGCCACGGAUUAUAUAGAAGAAAUAUUACCCUGACUACGAUUCCAAGACCUUAAUCCUCCUUUUCCUCCUAUCCUCUACGAGUUCGUCCUAAAACCGCCUCAAUGGCCACCUCCGCCAUACCGACCGGCGGUAUGAUCGACCCAACGAAACAGGCCGAAUACCCAGUGCUUCUGGGUGGCAGAUUAACCGGACAAGACAACUUCUCACAAUCACGAUUAAUCAAUUUCAAUUACAACUACAAGACCAAAUCCGCGACUCCACAGCAGCGAUCGACGGUCACCCGUUCAUCGCAAUCCAAUGAUCUUUAUAAUCUCACCAUCACCGACAAGCCGCAGAGCACGGAGAGCAAUACAUUGACGUAUUUGUAUGAAGGUAGUGUGGAUCCGAUACAGGAGUCUGAAGUGGAAGACUAUGUUCUGGUGUUCGAUUCGGAUCGCAAAGCGUUCGUCCUGGAGCCUGUCGUAACAAGGUUGAAUUUCAACCUUCGAUCGGCCCCAGCGAAGACAGAAAAACAGGUACUGGAACAAUAUGAACAGCUCAGGACUCUACAGGAGGAUCAACAAGUGUCGGGGGAUGAGCAGGUGCCUGAAAGUGUCGACGAGGAUGAAGAUGGCCCUGCGGAUGAAAGCAAUCCCUACGAUUUCCGACACUUCCUUCCCAAGGCCGGUGAUGAGGACGAUGAAAAAGAAAAGUCUUCGUUUGAUCGGAUUACCCCAGAGCCCCAGGUUAUAAGCAAACCCGAUACUCUGUCGAUACCUGCACCUGCCAAACGUGCCCCGAGCCCUAGGCCGCGACCAAACACCCUGACCAAUCCUCCCCAACAAAAGAAGACCGAGCCAGCGAAGAAGAAAACAGAACUUACGGCGAAGGCAGAACCUACCAAGAAGAAAGAGCCACCACCGCCGGAGCCAAGCCCCAAGCCCGAGGCCAAAAUCGAAGUGGAGGAGUUCGGAGAGCCCGAAUCAAAAUCAACACCUUCUGAUACAGGAACUGCUGCCCUGGAAUCGCAUAAGGCUAUUCCGUCGCCAGGUUCUAAUAUCAUUAUCGAUGGAGAUUUGAUUAUCGAUAUGGGGUCGCCGCCUCCGUCUCGUCCUGCCUUCAAUAUCAAUCCAGCUCAUUUCUCUUCGAAUGGUACGCCUUCGAAUGGCGCAGAAGACGAUGAAGACGGUGAAGAGAUGGAAGAUCUCAGACUACCAUCUCCUGCUGGACAUACCGCUCCUGCGCAGCAGGCUGCACCUGAGCCGGCUCAGGAAGAGGAAGUUGAAGAUGACGAUGCUCUGGCAGCAGAAAUGGAAGCCGCUUUUGAAGAAAGUGCAAUGGAAGAACAAAACGUGCAUAGUUACAGUCAACCGGCAUCGCAGCAAUAUCACGCUCACAGCGACGAUGAAAGCGAGGUCAGUGAGGAGGAGUAAGCCGUGUAUAAUUCGCUAUGGAAAUGCCUGUUGUUUUUUUUUUUUUUUGGGUUCCGAGCCAUGUCCUUGCAUCUCAUUUUCUUCUUGUUCCUCACUGUACCAACAGUAUAUAUGAACAACGGCGCCAUUCGGAGUUUGGACCGCGGAUGGCGCAUAGAUGCGUCAGGAUAUCCGCUGGCAUAUGAUACCACUUUAUAUUAUGCUGUACCUAUUCUACUGAUCUUGAAUAAUAUACUGUUG